Messenger RNA from Nematolebias whitei (Rio pearlfish), 8516 nucleotides. It is a transcript of the gene nbeal1, whose product is annotated as neurobeachin-like 1. The record is from RefSeq and is a predicted model, not a curated record. Gene Ontology annotation, molecular function: protein kinase binding. Lineage: Eukaryota; Metazoa; Chordata; Actinopteri; Cyprinodontiformes; Rivulidae. Gene Ontology annotation, biological process: intracellular protein localization. Gene Ontology annotation, cellular component: membrane; cytosol.
GCGCGCAGCCACAACAACCGUGGCUCAGCGAGCGGACGGCGCUGACAGUUGCUGCUCUGCUCCGUACACGGGUUUGUCACGUGGUUGGACAGCCAUGGUGUUGAGCAAACACAGCUCCUGACUGGAAGCCAUGAAGCAGCCAGGGAAGUGACCGUGGGCCCCCAAAGUGCCUCCUUCCUGGCACCAUGGCGUCCAAGGAGAGGCUGUAUGAAGUGUGGAUGCUCUACUGCACCAAGAGGGAUCCAGACUACUUCAAGAUCUGGCUGGAGAUCUUCAUCGGCUCAUAUGAGCAGUGUCUCGAUGUAGACUUUGAAAAGCCGCUUUCAAGACCCGAUGAGGUUCCGCCCGUGUUGUCGCUCCUGCCCGACAACAUCCUGCAGGUUUUGCGCCACCAGCUGCUGCAGUGCGUCCAAAAGGCCUCGGACGGUUUGGAGCCCGAGCAGCAGCAUCUGGCUCUGCUGCUGCUGAAGUUCCUCAUCGUCGUCUGCAGGAACCUGUCCAACGUUGAAGAGAUCGGCACGUGCUCCUACAUCAAUCACAUCAUCACCAUGACGACGCUCUACAUCCAGCAGCUAAAGAGCAGGACCAAAGAGAAGGAGAUGAUGGACCAGAGUCAGGCGGAGGACUUCGUCCGUCACGCGCUGGCGUUCUGCGAGAGCCUCUACGAUCCGUACCGCAACUGGAGGCAUCGAACGAGCGGGGAGCAGCUGGGUACAGUAGAGAGGAGCAGGCAGAAGUACAAGGCGGCUCCACUCACCGUCGAGUUUGUUCCCUUCUUCUACCAGUGCUUUCAGGAGAGCGAGCACCUGAAGGAGAGUCUGAAAUGCUGCCUCCUGCACCUGUUUGGAGCUAUAGUAGCUGGAGAUCAGAGGAAUGCACUGCACGCCAUCUCUCCAGCAACCAUGGAGGUGCUGAUGCGGGUGCUGGCCGACAGCUACACGGGCAGCAGCUCUACAGCCGAAGCCGAGGACUGGGACAGCGAGGUCGUCGGCCCCAUGGCGCUGCUGACUCUGGGCUGCCUGAGGGAGGUGGUGCAGUGCCUCCUGGCCUCCAGCUCCGACCAGCGGCAGGUGGAAAUCGUCUCCGUUCUAGAGAAUUACUUCAAGCUGCUCAACUCGGACCCGGCGGCCGUCGUUUCGGCCCGACAGCAGCAGCAAGCCAAGGGCCGAGCGUCCACUCUGGGCCGACACUGGGAGUGUCGGUUUGUGGCGCUGCAAGUCCACAUGUUAGACACCAUCAGGGAGAUGCUCCUGUGUUCCGACAGGCCCGUUCUACAAGCCAUCUUCCUCAACAGUAACUGUUUUGAGCAUUUGAUACGACUGCUGCAGAACAGCAAGCUGGUUAAUGCUAGGUGCACCGCGGCAGACAAGGACCAGAAAGAUAUAACCAACAGCAGGUUACAGACAGGAGAGAGGGACGCUCAGGUGUUACAAGGGCGAUUAGACUGCCUGUCUGUAGCCACCAUCAAAGCCCUGACCACUGUGAUGCAUAAAUCACCAGCUGCAAAGGAGGUUUUUAAGGAGAGGAUUGGUUACAAUCACCUGUUCGAAGUUUUGAUUUCACUCGGCCAGCCAUCCCGGCACCUUCUCAAAGAGUUGAUGAACAUGGCAGUGGAGGGUGAGCACACCUCCGUGGGGCUCCUUGGUAUUAGUAACGUGGAGCCUUUGCUGCUUUUGGUCCAGUGGCUUCCUGAGCUGGACUCGUCAGAACUGCAGCUCUUUACUGCGGACUGGCUCCGCCGUCUGAGCUGCCUGAACCGGCAGACCCGGGCCACCUGUGUCAACGCCGCCAUGGUCCUGCAGGCUUUAGCUGCUCUGGAGCGCCAUGAACGACUCCACCGGGCCUGCGCUGAAAGUCUGUUUGGAUUAGUAGGCUCACUGGGCUCUCAGUCUCUGAGCUCCAAAGAACUGCUCGGACUCCUGCGUCUCCUCAGGCCUACGGAGUCCAACCAAGCCCAUCCAUACGUAAACCCGGCUGUCAGAGCCCUCCUGAUCAUGGUUCGCAAGCAGGGGCUUGAGAGCGCCAUGCAGUACUUUGAUUUGUCACCCAGCAUGGCCGGCAUUGUGGUUCCAACAGUGCAGCGCUGGCCGGGAUCUGCCUUCAGCUUCCACGCCUGGUUGUCUCUAGACCAGGACCAGCUGGGUCCGCUCAGCAAAGACAAACGGAAGCAGCUCUACAGUUUUUUCACUCCUGGGGGGACAGGGUUUGAGGCUUUCAUCAGCUCGGCGGGGGUCCUGGUGGUGGCUGUGUGCACGAAGAAGGAGUAUGUGACAGUCAUGCUGCCUGACUACUGCUUCUGCGACUCUCUCUGGCACAGCGUCGGUGUGGUGCACGUACCAGGAAAGAGGCCGUUUGGACAGAGUCUCGUCUACAUUUACGUGGACGGGCAGCAGAAAUUGUCUGCCCCCCUCAAAUACCCCGUCAUGACUGAGUCCUUCACCUCCUGCUGCAUCGGCUCGGCAGGCCACCGCACCACCACUCCGCCUCCCUCCCAAAUCCCAGACCCUCCCUUCUCCUCUGCCGCCACGCCCACCACUCGCUCCUCGCUUGGCGGCAUCCUCUCGCCGCAGACCUGGGGCGGGCUCCUCGGGGGGAAGCCCGAGUCCGUGACUAAGCUCAUCUCGGCGGGGACCCAGGACAGCGAGUGGGGCAGCCCGACGUCCCUGCAGGGCCAGCUCGGAAGCGUCUUGGUGUUUCACGAGCCCCUGCAGCCCAAUCACCUCAAGGCCUUCUGUAGUGCUGGUCCAAACUGCAUCUCUCCGUUUAAAGCCCAGGAAUCAGAACUUGCUGAUAUUUCUACCAAACUUCUGUUGCAUUACUCGCCCAAGGCCUGCAGAAACCCAAUCUGUCUCGAUCUGUCUCCAAACGCGCUGCACGGACGCUUGACGGGGAAAAAAGUCGUCAACUGGGACGUUAAGGAUAUGAUCAACUGUGUCGGAGGCCUGCCGGUGCUUUUCCCCAUCCUGGAGCAGUUGGCCCUGGUAACCCCCGACCAACAGACUGGCGAUCCUGCAGCUGGAUCGGACUCCAUCACCCCCGAUGUGGCCACGCCAGCUGAUGGAGACUGGGUUAUUCUUCCAACCAACCGAGCUUCAGAGGCUCGCCUGGAGAAGAAUCUGGUGGCCACUUUUCUUUUGGUGCUCAAACAUUUUCUGCAGAGGCACCAGAUCAACCAGGAGACUCUGCUCCACUCGCAUGGUGUGGGAACUCUGGGAGCUCUGCUGCAAAAGGUCCCCGCAGGUCACGUAGACGUCAGCAUGCUGGUCGCCAUGCAGCUGCUGAUCGAGCAGGUGACGCACGAGAAGAACCAGGCGCUGCUGCAGCAGCUCCACACACAUCUGCUGUUCAACUUCAACAUCUGGAACAAAGGAGACUUCCCGCUACGCAUAGGUCACAUUCAGUACAUGUCCACCAUCAUUAAAGACAACAGGAAGCAGUUCAGGAAGAAAUAUGGAGUUCAGUUUCUGUUGGACACCAUUCGGCUUUAUUACGGGAGAAACGCUAAUAAAGAGAACAAUCUGAGUGACGACGACGUUCGCACCGUCCGAGCAUCCCUGAGCGGCCUCAUCAAGUACUACAUCAGCAAGGGCAUGUCCCAGGAAGAGAUGCUAAGCAUUCUGGGAUACGUCGCUGCUAUUGGGGACGAAGACCAGCUGUGCACACUGUUGGAAAUGCUGCUCAGUUUGCUGCAGAGCAGUCCGGCCAAAGAUCAGCUCUUCCUGCUGCUCUUCGAACCCGCCGCCGCCGACUCCUGCUACACCCUCCUCCUCAACAACAAGCACUCCGAUCGACUGCGCGAGCUCGUCUUCAAGCUGUUCGAGCGCAUGCUGCGCUGCGACCGCGUUUACGAGAAGAACAAACAGCGGCUGCGCCUGAGGGAGGCGGGCUACACGGGUCUGUCUCUGGUCUUCUCUGAGCUUCACAUCACUCCCAGUCUGAUCCGCUGCCUCCUCAAUCAGGUCCUCCACACCGAUCAAGUUGUGAACUAUAAGGACCUGAUGGCUCUGGUCCAGCUCACCCACCGCGCCGGACCCAACGUUCGCCUGAUCGUCUGCAAGAGGGUGCACCAGCUGCUCCAGUCGCACCAGGACGCUGCCACUCAGAUCUCCAAGCAGCAGUGCUGGCAGGACACCCUCUUGCGGUUGUACCUCCGAGGUGAAGGCUCCCUGCCGCUACGCGGCUCCGACUCCGCCAGCACCUGUAGCCUGGACCUCCAUCGGAACGGCAGCACCAACCGCCUCGAGCUGCCGCUGGAGAAGAAGCUGCGGACAAGCAGCGCUGGCCGCUUGGACCGACUGGACGACGACCGACUCAGCAUCAGCGACACUCGCUCCGUGGACAGCCUGGAGAACGGCGACGUCAUCUCGCUGCUGGACACCCCGUCGUCAUCCGCCUCCAACGAGCCGCAGCUCCCGGUCAAAACCUGGGUGCUGGGUAAAUCCGGGGGCUUGACGUUAGACCUGUCCCACCUGCAGUGUGAGGUUGGGGAGAGCGGCAGCCAAACACCUGGCAGCAUGCCCAGUACACCUUCUCCACUUGAAACCUCAAAGCCUUUCCCUGCUGAUAAAGAAGCUACUUCGUCUCUGGCUGAGGACAGUUUCCUGUUCAGUGACAACAUCUCAUUAGGGGAGUCCUUCAACAAUGCUGAGAGGGCCGAGGAGGAACUGUGCAACAUGCUGCUGGAGAUCGUCCCGGUUGUGAUGUGGCGGGGCAUCGAGGGUUCGGAUGAUUCGGCGUGGCUGGAACGUGGCCAAGUCUUCUCAGCCCUCACCAAACUAGGAACCGCCAAUGAGCUGCUGCUUCCUGUCGACCACAUCAAGCUCAGUCUGUUGGAGCGCAUGUUGGAGUGGGCGGUGACCGAUAACCGCGAGGCCUCAACCGCUACGUUGCCCCAGCACACGGAGAACGCGGUUCGGCUGCUUCACAUCGUGCAGGACUUCCUGCAGGCCGAGGGUUUGGUCAAUCCAGGGCUGUGGACGGAGAAGGUUCUGGAAGAGACUGUGACCCUGAUGGACUGCCUCAUGGUGUGGUACUCUGCUGGCGCUCAGUGGUUUCAACUCUCCCAAGUAGGACUGAGACUUCUUCUGGGAUUCAUGGCUCAGGAUGACCCCGAGGUGUGCGCGAUGGCGACUGCUAAGCUCAAUGGCAUCCUGCAGACCAAGGAGGUGACGAGUCAGGAUGAGGCAUGCUACCUGCUGGGGAAACUGGAGGGAAUCCUGCGGCGCUCCAUCCAGGAGCAGACCGAGGAGAUCUACUCCUUCCUGGUUCCGCUGCUGCGAACGCUUCUCUCCAAAGUCAGCCGCCUCCUCUACAUGGAGCUGCACCUCCCUCAGCUCCCCGACACCAACGGGAGUCCAUCCUUUUUCGAGGACUUUAAGCUGUACUGCGACUCGCCCGAGUGGCGUGUCUACCUUGACAAAUACAUUAUUCCGUACAUGAAGCAGUAUGAGAUCGAGACGUUCAGCCAGGGUCAUGAAUCCAUGGCUCUGUACUGGAAGGAGUGCUACGAAGCCUUCAUGGUCAGCCUGCAUAAGAGGGAAAGAGAGAGGGGAGAGAGCAAGAUCCGCUUCCAGGAACAAUUUGUGGAGCCCUUCUCACGCCGCAGCCGCCAGGAGAACCUGCGCUACAACAACAUGUUGAAGCAGCAGCACAGCCAGAACAGCUCCACCCUCAGGCAGUGGAAGGCAUCACGGCGGGGUCUGGUGUGUGAGAGAGGUCCCUGGGCUGACAGACAACAAGAGGAGAUGCACUGGAGGGUAUCGAGUGCAGAGAACUUUUCUAGGAUGAGGCUGAAGCUGGUUCGCAAUUACAACUUUGACCCCCACCGAGAGGCCUGUGCUCUGAGAGACAAUCUAGGUGUCCAUCAGCAGCGUGUAAACCCCGAGUCUCUGCUGCUGGAAGCCGUGAAGCAGGUCAAAGUCAGCGACCUGGAAGACGACAUCUUGGAGCUGCCGGAGGACGACCCUGCUGCUGCCAGCACCCAGGUUGAAGCAGAAGAGGCAGGUCAGAAGGAAAAACUGGUUUUGGGCGAGGACUGUGAGCUGGUGACGGUUGUGGACGUUGUCCCCGGCCGCCUCGAGCUCACCACACAACACAUCUACUUCUACGACAGCAGCCAGGAGAAAGAGGAGGGAGUGGGCCACGACUUCAAAUGGCCUCUGUCCCAAAUACGAGAGGUCCACCUCAGACGGUACAACCUGCGUCGCUCCGCUCUGGAGAUCUUCCUCAUUGACCAGACAAGUUACUUCCUCAACUUUAAGAAAGAGGCGAGGAACAAAGUCUACAGUCGCAUGCUGCUGCUUCGGUCGCUCAACCUUUAUGGAACCCGAUCACCGCAAGAACUCCUCAAAGCCUCUGGACUCACACAGAAAUGGGUGAGCCGAGAGAUUUCCAACUUUGAUUAUUUGAUGCAACUCAACACGAUUGCGGGCAGGACCUACAACGACCUCGCUCAGUACCCGGUGUUUCCCUGGAUUCUGUCCGACUACGCUUCAGAAGAGCUGGACCUCUCUGAUGCCCGGGUGUUCAGGGACCUGUCAAAGCCAGUAGCUGUUCAAAAUGAGCGCAACGCUAAAGCAGUUAGAGAGAAGUACAACAGUUUCGAGGACCCAACAGGGACCAUUGACAGGUUCCAUUACGGCACGCACUACUCGAACGCUGCCGGAGUGAUGCACUACAUGAUCAGAGUGGAACCCUUCACCUCCCUGCACAUCCAACUGCAGAGCGGACGGUUCGACUGCGCUGACAGGCAGUUCCAUUCGAUCCCAGCGACGUGGCAGACCCUCAUGGACAACCCCAAUGACGUCAAGGAGCUCAUCCCCGAGUUCUUCUACUUCCCAGAGUUUCUGGAGAACCAAAACGGCUUUGAUCUAGGCCGCCUGCAGAUCUCCAAGGAGAGGGUAAAUGAUGUUGUUCUACCCAAAUGGGCCAAGUCCCCGGAGGACUUCAUCUACAAGCACCGCAAAGCUCUGGAGUCGGAGUACGUCUCCGCGCACCUCCACGAGUGGAUCGACCUGAUCUUUGGUUACAAGCAGAAGGGUCCUGCAGCAGCGGAGGCUCUCAACGUAUUCUACUACUGCACAUAUGAGGGGGCAGUGGACUUGGAUGCCAUUACUGAUGAAAAGGAGCGGAAAGCUUUGGAAGGAAUGAUCAGUAACUUUGGUCAGACCCCCUGCCAGUUACUCAAGGAGCCCCAUCCAGUGCGCCUGUCUCAGGAGGAAGUAGAGAAGAAGAAGGCUCAGCAGGACUCAUGUCCUCUCAACAUGUUUGAACACCUCAGUGACCUCAAGUCCUUUUUUGUUGAGGGUAUCAGUGACAACGCGUCGCUGGUUAAAGCCGUCGUGCCAAAGAAUCAGUCCCGUUCCUUUAUCACCCAGGGGAGUCCUGACACACUGGUGACGGUGAGUAAGAACUGCCUGGUGGGGACUCAUGGUUGGCUGCCUUACAACAAGAACAUCUCCAACUACUUCACCUUCAUCAAGGACCCCGCAGUGUCCAACACCAAAACCCAGCGUUUCCUGUCGGGACCGUUCGCUCCUGGCGUGGAUGUAGCAGCAGGGCUGUUUGUCGUCUCCCAUGACGGAAAGUUGCUCUUCAGCGGCGGACACUGGGACAACAGCCUUCGGGUCACCUCUCUGGUCAAGGGCAAGACGGUGGGACAGCACAUCAGACACAUGGAUAUCGUAACUUGUUUAGCAACAGACCACUGUGGGAUCCACCUGAUCUCCGGCUCAAGAGACACAACCUGCAUGGUGUGGCAGGUUCUGCAGCAGAGCGGCGCGCCCGUGGGUCUCUCCCCCAAACCCAUCCAGGUGUUGUACGGACACACGGAUGAGGUGGUCAGCGUCGCCAUCAGCACGGAGCUCGAUAUGGGUGUUUCUGGAUCACGACCUGUCCCUGUGCGCCGAGCCCAUGGCCAUGCGGGUGCCCGUGCGCUGCGUCUCGGUCACCAAGGAGCAGAGCCACGUGCUGGUUGGCCUGGAGGACGGCAAGCUGAUCAUCGUGGGCGUGGGCAAGCCGGCGGAGAUGCGUUCAAGUCAGAUCACCAGGAAGCUGUGGGGCUCCAGCAGGAAACUGACUCAAAUCUCGACGGAGAGCGAAUACAACACCCAUGGCGGUGACAACUGACCCCUCCUGGUCUCCAAGCACCUCCCCCCACUCCUCUCCUCACCCGUCAUCCAUCACCCAUCUAUCACCAAAUGUUUUCUCUCAGUUCCGUCAUUCCUUUUGUCUCCAGGUUAGCAGUACCUUUUUUUUUGUUGUUUUUUUUGAGGCUGGAGUUCUGAGAGUCACCGUGUGUGUUUUCAAUGCGUUGGACUGACGUACGGCGCUGGCGCCGUGGGUUCACCGCAGAACCUGUUCCAGCCUCGACAAAAAAUGUCUCCACUACAUCCAAAACGCCGCCAUCUUUCUUCUCCGUUUCUUGUCGUUCCUCACAUUUAGCUUAAAGCAACACUUAUUUUUUAAAAGAAAGGCUAUUAAUAAUUAAUAUCUUACCUGUUGUAAAUGGUUCUGUC